Molecule: messenger RNA, 1437 nt
Organism: Phascolarctos cinereus (koala)
Lineage: Eukaryota; Metazoa; Chordata; Mammalia; Diprotodontia; Phascolarctidae
Gene: ATP5MC3
Product: ATP synthase membrane subunit c locus 3
Biological process (GO): proton motive force-driven ATP synthesis; proton transmembrane transport
Molecular function (GO): proton transmembrane transporter activity
Source: RefSeq, a predicted model, not a curated record
UAGCCCCCUCCGCCUCCUCCAUCCGGGUGCUGGGGUUAGGAUAAGAGGCUGACUGCGCCUGCGCGCCCAGCCCCACUCGGUUCGACCUCUGCCGCAGCCACCCGAGGGAGACAGAAGAGAAAGCUGCCUAAGUCGAGCCCUCGCCUCCCGCCACCUGGUCCCUUCUUCCGUCGCCGCUGCCCCAGCUGCCCCUAAGAUGUUCGCCUGCGCCAAGCUUGCCUGCUCCCCCGCUCUGAUCCGUGCUGGAUCCAGAAUUGUAUACAGACCAAUUUCUGCAGCAGUGUUGUCUCGACCAGAGGUCAGGAGUGGAGAGGGCAACACGGUAUCUUAUGGGGCCCAGAACAGGGUGUCUCAGAUAGCACUACGGGAGUUCCAGACCAGUGCUAUCAGCAGAGACGUUGACACUGCUGCCAAAUUUAUUGGUGCAGGUGCUGCCACAGUAGGAGUGGCUGGUUCUGGUGCUGGUAUUGGAACUGUCUUUGGUAGUCUGAUUAUUGGUUAUGCCAGAAACCCUUCACUGAAGCAGCAGCUGUUCUCAUAUGCUAUCCUGGGAUUCGCCUUGUCUGAAGCUAUGGGUCUCUUUUGUUUGAUGGUUGCUUUCUUGAUCUUGUUUGCCAUGUAAUAAAUUGCUUCUUGAAAUGUUGACAUUUAAUACAAAUUACGGAUGUAAUUCUGUGUAUCUUACUGUGGCUCCAAAAACUGUUGUGUUGGUGUCAUGGAAAUAUACAUUAUUUCCAAAGUCAUUUCAUUAAAGAUGAUAACUUUAAUUUUUGCUGUCACUUGUACUUAUUAUGUUGAACUUAGCACAUGGGAACACAUGCUCUGGUAUAAAUUGUACUGCUAAGCUGAAUGAAUUUAUUAACUUUUUGUCUGUGCUGGUAUUUGAGUGAUGUAAAAUGGAGAUUGUUGUAUAUUGCAUCUGUUUUUCAUGUUUGCCUAAAAGAAAUAUGUAUGUAUAAACUAUUCUUCCAUGAGAAAUACUGGAAGCUGUAUUUGGUAAUGUUAUUACAAAAGUUAAUUUAAAAAGCACCAUAAUAUGGAAUUGAGCCUCUUCUAAGUUGGUAGUUCCUUUCCACAUCAAACUUGCAUUUUAAAAUCCUUUGCAAAUAAGUUUGGUUGGCUUUUUUUGUGACUUAAUCUCUAGUUAGUGCCUACUUAUAAUUAUAUGUGCAAGAGCCAUAGUAAAGAUUCUUAAAAAUGAAUUAUGUCAGAGGUUUUAAAUACUUCUUAGAUGUUAUAACCUUAAGCUAUAAAAAUCUGAUUUAAUUUCAGGUUUUAUCUUAAAUAAGUUUGUGGUAAAUCCUGCCUUCAUAUAUGUGAUAUAUGAUACGUAGGAAAUGAAAGUAAUUAGCAAAGCUCUUUUCUGGUUUGAGUUUGGUUUCCUCAUUUAGUCCCAUAUUCAAAUCUUGUAUUCCAAUAAAGUAGCCAAGUAAUGCC